Molecule: messenger RNA, 7743 nt
Organism: Pestalotiopsis fici W106-1
Lineage: Eukaryota; Fungi; Ascomycota; Sordariomycetes; Amphisphaeriales; Sporocadaceae
Exons: 6
Coding region: 1-7743 (2580 amino acids)
Biological process (GO): protein deubiquitination
Cellular component (GO): cytosol; nucleus
Molecular function (GO): cysteine-type deubiquitinase activity; cysteine-type endopeptidase activity
Source: RefSeq, a predicted model, not a curated record
AUGGAACAAGACUCAAGAACAGAGGAGUCGCGAGAACGAGCCGUCUCCUCUGAGCCCAGCUCUACGCGACCUUAUCCUUUUGUCGGCGACGGCAACGAUUCUGCACGAAAGCGUCGCCGCACCUCCAUGGCUGGAUCGAGAAGCAGAUCCCUAGAGUCACUGCCGUCGCAGCCUCGCACUCGACUGCCGGCCAUGUCUGCCAACGAUUCCAACAUGGCCAUAGAUACCCCAGAGCAGCCUCCCCCAAGCACGCCGCCCCAAUCCGACCUCCCUGCUGAGACACCCCCUGCCGAACCUCACUCUAGUAAGGUUACCAUCAACUUACGGAAUAUUAACAAUGUGGACGAGGGGGAACAAGCUCCUCCAUCGCCGACCCCUGGACACCUUGAUACCGAACAUGUCAAGCUCAGCGUGGAACCGUCCGAAAUGGAGUCUAGGCAUCCAUUGCCCACCGGGGCAGAGGUUCAAUCCGUGCCUUCUUCCCCAUCACCUAGCACAAGCUCAGAAGAUCCGGAAAUCAAUCUGAUACAAGAUGAAGAGGAGAUGGAAGAUGAAGGAGAAGAAGAAGACGACGACGAUGAUGAUGUGGAGCUCAUUCAUGUCCAACCUGUCUCAAACCCGGCAGAUAUCGGCGGCACAUUCAUGACGUUUCCCUAUCAUGAUACAAAGGAAAGUCUAUGUCAAACUGUCCGCCAGAUCACUAUCUUCUUUCAACAACCGCAUCCACUUGAUGAAGUUGUUCAGAAGCUCAGAGACUGGUUCAGGCAGUAUUUGGAUAACACCACUUCUGACGAUCACGUUGCUGAGGGCGCUGCCGUGAUUGUUAAGUCGGCAGACGAUGUUCGCAUGUUCUGGCAACAAAUGCCCGAGCUCUUUUUGAAUGUCUAUUCGCGCAGAAAUGUCCUUUCCAAGAAUGCCACCAUUCGGGACCUUGGCACAACUUUCUUCUUACAACUACCACGGCUUUGUGCUCAUUUGAUCAAGUUGGACCUGCUCCUGCUUGCAGAUUCCACCUCGGGCGCGUUCGAGCUGCUUUCACCAGGCCUACUUCACGCCCUUGCUACCAUCACCUCUCGCCCGAGUGAGAAAUACCAGAUACAGAAUGGGUACCACGUAGAUGCUAUACCUGAUAGAAUUAGGCUUUUGUGCUUGUUCCAGGAUGAAAUAGCCCGGCAGCAUGGCCCUGACUUCAACGAUGCAGCCAUGGCCGGACUAGUCGCACUGGCCAAUAUGGCUGCAAACCACCCAAGCGUCCAGCCGAGAAAAUUGAUGGAGUACUUCAAUCAGAUUUGUGCUCUCGGCGAUUGCAUUGUACGGGAAUCCGAACACCAACGAUAUCCGACAAUGGCCGCAGCAAGCGGUUCGGAGCUGCGAUUGCGGUCCCCGCAAAACACUACCAUGGCCUUGACAUUGUUUAGAACUGUCUCAACUGCUUUGAGCAAUGUGGUUGAUAAUUCUGCUAAUCACUUCGCGGCGGAUCUGGCCAUGACGACCAUGACGUACCUGGCUAAUUUGUCAAUGGCCGGAUUACUGGGAUCCCACAAGGCCGCCACAGAUGCAAUUCUGAAUUACCGAAAGGACAACCCAACAUUGCCAGGCCUCUACACUGUUGACGCCAUUGUGAACAGAUGGCGGUUUCAACAACUCAGCAAGAUGAUCAAGUCUAGUCAAAUGCAGUUGCGCGUUGUAUCCCUAGGCUUCUUGAGCACUCACCUCGUUUCGGAAUGGCAGAGGAGCCAGGAGCCAUAUCGCGAAGGUGCCAUGCCGGACUAUUUGCGGCACCUUUCCAAGCUGCUGAGAGAUACUGGGCUUAUCGAAUAUCUGCUGGGCCCUACAUGUCAUCCCGAAAUUAUUGUGGAAGCAUACAACAUCAUUGGCUUUUUAGCCGUCACCGAGACGUACGAAGCGCGCCACACGGAUUUGUUCUGGCAGACUAUCACCACCGCUCAGGAUCCCAGGAUCUUGGAGGCGCUCGUCAAGAUGAUGACAAGAACCGCGAGCCAUUUCGGACGAGAGCCUCUGGCACAUCUCAUAGGAAAGAUGCAGGGACUCCCUGUCGAGGCCUUCAAUUCACACAUGCGAGAACUUUUGGAGACCAUUAUCAAGACAGCCACACAAAAAUCAACCGAUGCCAUCUCCAGCAUUACCAAAUGGUGUUUGCGGUUGAUCCAAGAGUCCUCGGUUCUCAACUCGCAAGGAAUCUCGGAGCAUAUGGACGUGUUCGACUUUGCUUCCAUGAAGCUAAUGGAACUUGUGCAGCUCAGUCCAGCCUCAGAUCUUCUGCGACAGGAUUUGCGAACAGAGUGUCUUCGCGAUAUCUCAUCGAGGAGCUCUAGCACUGCCGGAAGUCUAAAUGUCCUAUUCCGCCUCAUCCGACCCGGUCUCGAUCGCGAGCUUGCUAAUCUUGUUGCGGAGCACGAGUUCCCGCGGUUGCUUGCAGAAGAUCUGGAAACUACUAUUUCCAUCGCACGUGCGCAUGGCACCAAUUCGGUUUAUGCUACCGUCUUGGGUAAUGCGCGCCGCUACUUGAUUGAGCAAGUUAUUGCGAGACAUGGCAGUGCAAUUGACCGCAUAUACGUGGAACAGUUUUGGCAUCUGCUCGUUGGUGAGAAAGCGUUAUCUCACAAUGACAGGGUGGUGGGCUGGCAGUCUCUGAACGUUGCGCAGGGAUCAAUCACCUCUGAAAACGCUUUUCUGAAGCAGUGUUUGAAAGAGCAUCUUCCGCGUCUAUCUCCUCUUUUGUACUGUCCUGGCACGCUACAAUUUUUGCGCGGGAUCCUGGUCCCAAUCGCAGAAAAUGCGACAGAUACAGCUCUGGAGAAGGAACUCAGUGACAACGCCGGCGCCGUCGGACUUUUGUGGCAAAUGAUUCUUACUGCUUUGCCCCAGACGAUCGAAGCGGACGCAAUUCAUGUCCUCGUAAACGAUAUUUAUGUCAAGGGCAAGGGAAUCAACUCGUUCCCAUUGGAUCGAGCACGCAAAGUACACCUUGCGCUCGUAGAAAGAUGCUUCAACCAGAUGGAAGACGCUGCCAAGGAACUACUCUCAAGCGAUGCAGCAAACGCCAAGGACCAUGAUGACAUGACUGUGUCUAAUGAUGACCAUAGCUUAUACAUUCAGGAGCUCAAAUUUACAAGGUCGCUUCUCGUCCUUCGCGAGUUUGUCGCAGUCCUGCAGAACGGGUCUCAUCAUUUCGCAGCCCCGGACCUUCGACCGCUGAUGCUGCAAUCUCCCAGUAUUGUUGAGGGCGCAUCUGCAGAACUCAAGGUCCAAUCGUUUGAUGGAACUCGACAGACAGACAUGAAGCCCCUUGCAAUUGGCAAACAGAAUACAGCUGCUUCUUUACUUGCCAGCAUACGGGAGGUCACUGGCUUCAGUAACUACCGCAUCUUCUACCGCGGAAAGUUACUGACGCCGACGGAAGAUCAGAUCUGCAAGUCUCUCGAAGACCUCAACAUCCACCACGGUCUUCUCUUGGUGAAGAAAGAGUCCGAUAAUGCGUCCACACCUACCAAUAUCAAACCAGGUGCUUCUCCAUUGGAGAUCGAGAUUUUGGGCCAUUUCCGGGCCUUGUGGAACUAUUUGAGCAUGGAGGAGAAGAUCGCCAAAGAGAUUUACCAUUUUCUGGUCAAGCUUCCGGCAGAUGGGUCGGUUCUAGAGGCUUUGGAGGAUCCAGCUACAUCGCAUUUGGAUGUUUUCCCCCUGGGAGAGCCUUUCAAGUGCUUAUACACAAUCCAUGCCUUGCGUGAAUACCUGAACACGCGGCGUCUAAGGUCUCUGGCGAUUCACGCAAAAGGUACAGAGAAUGACAGCAGUGAGAUACCAGGCCAAAAGGAAAGUCUUUUGAAGACAAUGUCACUGGUUGUUGCCGCGAUUGAGGACCCUCAAGUCAUCAAUGGCUGUCCAAAUGAAUCGCUGCGAUGCGAGUUGAAUUUUCGUCUCCUGGAUACUUUUGUCCAGCUAUUGACUGGCUUGGAUGAUGUGCGCAUGGUUGAACAUUUCCUUACAAGGAAACUUCAUGACCGGCUGGCGGCCCUGCUAUCCGAGGCUUCCGCAGCGCAACAUGCUCAGUAUGCUGUAGAAGCCAUCAAUCGCGCGCUGAAUGCUUUGCUUCAAUGCUGUUCGCUCAGCGAGUCAUUCUGGGGAUUGUUUUGUGAAAGUUCAACAAGCAAAAAACUCAUCCAGGACCUUCUUCUUCGCGAUGUUCGACCAGUCGUACGGAAGGGCACAGAAAAGGUCAUCAGGGCUAAGUGCUCCUUCACUCGGGCAGGCUCUAGCACCUCGGCGCUGGAAUUUACCGAAAUAUUCUGGCCUUUCAUAUUCGAACUGCUGCCUCAGGCCGCGCUUCAGCCAACCCAAUCCGAAGAAGUUUUUUCUCUUCUGUCAUUGCUGGUCGACAUACUGUUCCAGGCUAAAUCUGCGGUGCUAAACAUCGAGGCAUACUUGACACAAUGCAUCCAGCUAAUCUUUGCCCAUUCAAGCACCGAGGUCAUCACAAAUCCAGAUAGAGUGGACAUGGUCGCUUAUGGAAUAUUGAAGUUGUUGCAUUACGGCGUCAAAUGCUUUGACCAGAGUGGGAGCAUAGCAUUCCCUCCCACUUUCGCCCGCAAGCUUCUCACGGUGCAUAUUUUCCCCGGCCUACGCUCGAAAGACACCAAAGCUCCCCGAGUCUUCUUGACACAGGAAAAUCGAAUAUUGCUAUUCGAAAUUCUCUAUCAACUUGUCAAAGAUAGCAGGGAGCAACAGCGUAUCAUGCUUCAAACAUUGGGCAUGUUGGUGGAAUACAACCCAGAAGAGCCUAGUAAUCCUUACUUGUACGAUCUCCCACAAGGAUUUGAUCGGAUGAGGGCUAUCAGGACUCCAGGUGGCCAUGCAGGACUCAGAAACCUGUCUAACACUUGCUACCUGAACUCAUUGUUCACGCAGCUAUUCAUGAACGUACAUUUCAGACGAUUCAUGUUGCAAGUGCCAUGUACAGGCCGCGAUCAUCAUCUUCUGCAAUAUACGCAGACGCUGUUCGCAGAACUUCAAGACAGCAUACGUAGAUCGAUUGAUCCCACAAUGUGUGUUCAGCAAAUCAUGAACUACGACGACACACCCAUCGAUAUUCACACCCAAAUGGACGUUGAUGAGUUCUACAACCUCUUAUUUGACAGAUGGGAGUCGCAGAUGCCAACAGACCGCGCCAAAGCGGACCUACGAUCAAUAUAUGGUGGUCAACUCGUGCAACAAGUCAAAUCCAAGGAAUGCGAACACAUCUCGGAGCGAACCGAACCAUUCUCUGCAAUUCAAUGCGAUGUCAAAGGCAUAUCCAGUCUACAGGAAAGUCUGCAGGCCUAUGUGGAUGGCGAAGUUAUGGAAGGGGACAACAAGUAUAAGUGUGGGAGUUGCGAUCGCCACGUUGAUGCUGUGAAACGAGCUUGCCUCAAAGAAAUUCCUGACCAUUUGAUCUUCCACUUGAAGAGGUUCGGUUUCGAUCUCAGAACUCUGCAGCGCAGCAAGAUUAACGAUCACUUUGAAUUUCCCACCGAGAUCGAUUUGAGCCCUUUCACGGUUGAGCAUCUGAAUGACACUUCCAGCGAAACCACGCCUGAUGUUUUCGAACUUGUCGGUGUUUUGGUUCAUUCGGGAACUGCCGAGUCUGGCCACUAUUAUUCCUACAUUCGCGAGCGACCAACCUCUGAUGGCACACAGCCGUGGUUUGAGUUCAACGACGACAACGUGACUGCCUGGGACCCGGUGAAUCUCGCAAAUUCAUGCUUUGGCGGCAGAGAUAACUCUUCUCGAUUUGACGGCGGACUCGGAUUCGAGAAGGGAUACAGUGCAUACAUGCUCUUCUACCAAAGGGCUUCUACCCUCAUGAAAGACCACGCAGACCUUCAAAACAGUGGUCAAAGCCACCCCGUUCGGAUCGAGCCUCGGAAUCCCAUCGCAGAUCUAAUCAAUGAAGACAACCGGGACAUCAUUCACCGCUAUUGUACCAAUGAUAACUCCACAAUCAAGUUUGCGCAGAUGCUACUCGAUCGUACAUGGGAGCAUACCUGUUCCCGUGACCACAAGACCGAAGAUCUGGCAAUGCAAGUGGCAUUGGGUCACCUGGAUCAGAUUGCAGCUCGCGCUCAGGACACUCCAGAUUUCCUGCCACUUUUCUCACAGAUACGCCAGGCGUGCGAGAAAUGUGUCAGCUGUUGUCUUGCUUUCUUUGAUUUCUUCAAGGUCAGAACAGAGGCACUUCGUAUGCUCCUCGUGAAGAAUGCCUCCCCCAUUGUCCGGCAAUCCACUGGGGAUCUCUUCAUAUACGUUUUGAAGACAAUCAAAGAUGCGUGCUCCGAGGAGUAUAACCCGCCGGACGCAGAUACCGAGGAUGAAGACCUGGCUAUACACGAAGCCCGACCAUGCAUCCUCACAGACGCUGUGAGUAUUUUCAAUACUCUUUGGGAUUCAUUCCACACGAGUCUUCGCGCGUGGCCCGAGUUCUUUGGAACCAUGGCCAGAUUUGCGUCAAUGUCGAAACUGGAGGGGGCUGCUCUUCUCGAAGAAGGCUAUCUUGCCAAACUUUUCUUCAUCAUCAUCGCAGAUGCCACAGAGCAAGAGCUUGCUGCACAGUAUAUGCGGCUAGCUUCGACUUUGGGUCGGAGACCGCGGCCACCCAACUACGAAGCCAUUAUCAGUCUCAUUGACAUUCUCAUGAACCUUUUGGACAGUGAUUUGGCAAAUCAGAUCAUCAUGGAGACUUCAAGCGGCCGCUUGCAAGUGGCUCUGGACGAGCAGCCGCUUCCGUACACGGUCGAGGAGGUUAAUCAACUCCACAGAGAAAAGCCGGACACUCGUACGCGUAACAGCCUCUUGGUCGAUAAACUUGUACUAUUGAACCAGAAUCCCGUGUCUACAGAAUCCAUACUCCGCAAAAUCCUGGAGCUUGGCCACGAGAUGGACGAAAAGGUCUUCAUGACUCUCGUAGAAGGCUUCAACAACAGUUGGCAGCAGCAAGACCCACCAACGACUCCAACGACUCCCCUUUAUCUUCAAGGUAUCCUAUUCUACUUGCGAUGGAGCCAAAGUGAAGACCGUGCCCAAGGGUUGAUCAGGCAUGUCUGCGACCAGUGUCGGACACUGGCCCCUGCUACCGAUGGAAUGGCCUUUUUCAACUUCUUUAGACUGGUCUUUCAAGUACCGAGACGACCGGGAGAGGACACCAAUUUCAGUCCGGUGCAAACCUCCGCCCUGAAUCUCUUGCAGUCUUGGGCACCGACCCUUCUUGGGUUUGCCGAUCUGAAUGUACGUUUGGAAACGGACCUGAUGUUGAAGCAUAUGCUUUGGUCAUGGUUGGACAACUAUAAUGACCACAACAGCGAAGGCGGUAUUUCUGAGGCAGCCCGCGCUCGUGUCAAAUUCUGCAAGAUGCUCACGGUUUCAUGUUUGACCUAUCUGAACAACAGGUAUGUUUCAAGCAGUCUGCAGGCGCCUAGGGGAGCGAUUGCCACUCUGCUAGAGCAUAUUGAUCGGGGCGAGGGCUAUUUUACGCCGACCUAUAAUGGAAUUGCCACUCGAUGCAACGCGGAUUACGAGAGGCUGAAGCCAGUGCGAAUGGAACUUGACCGUCUGGCGGUUGAUGAGAUCGAGGAGGAGGCUUCUGAUUGGGAGAAUUCAGUCGGAUCGUCGGAGCCGAUGGACGUGGCAGAUAUGCAAAUAGCUGCCGAGCCCAACGGCACUGGAGGAUCGACAGGGCACCUGGUACUCUGA